Symbiodinium natans is the source of this 708-nucleotide messenger RNA. Lineage: Eukaryota; Dinophyceae; Suessiales; Symbiodiniaceae. The record is from the annotation of a GenBank genome assembly.
AUGGCCACUGAAACAGCUGAAGCAGCUGGAACACUGCCUCCCUUGAUCCAGUCCUUGCGACUUUCGGCCCGCCUGUCGAAGUCCAAGAGGCGAAAGGGAUCAGGGGUCCAACGGAGCGUGGGCUCCAAAGUCCCCGAGGAAUCCACUGCUAGCUGGGCCUUGGUCUUAAGUGAGCAAAAGGAGCCGCAAGAGGAGCUGCAAGACGUGCUCCUCCAGGAUGUCUUCCGGCCUCGCGAUCAUGUGCUCGACUUGGGUGGUGCAGGGCUCGGCGACCACGCCGCAAUGGCCGUUGCGGCAGACUGGGUUCGGCUCCAACAGCUUGGCCUGGAGCGCUUGCAUCUGGGAGGGAACGACAUCAGCGACGCAGGACUGACUGUGCUGGCUACGGCCGUGAAGGAUGCGCCGAGUGGCAAGCUGCGGCGCCUCAACCUCCGCGGAAACAAUCUGAGCCCGGCUGCUGCAGAGGCCUUGCUGAGCAUGCUACCUUGUAUGCCGAGGCUCGAAUCCCUCGACCUCGUUGCAAACGACCUCGAUGCCGAGACGGCAUCCGUGCUGCAAGCAGCAGCUGCGGCGCGCAGGCAAACAAGUGCCGUCUGGACAACCAUUUGGCAGCAGAAAGGCUACCUCGCGGAUCGGUUGCAGAGGCCCGUUGAUGUCAAGGACAUCCCAGGUUGCGCCCCAAAGCAGGUGGACCGCGUGUUCGUCUGA